This is a messenger RNA of Pyrus x bretschneideri (Chinese white pear), 1387 nucleotides long. Its product is annotated as phosphoribosylglycinamide formyltransferase, chloroplastic. The transcript is spliced from 5 exons. NCBI's taxonomy places the organism in Eukaryota, Viridiplantae, Streptophyta, Magnoliopsida, Rosales, Rosaceae. The coding region runs from base 69 to 971 and encodes 300 amino acids. The record is from RefSeq and is a predicted model, not a curated record. Gene Ontology annotation, molecular function: phosphoribosylglycinamide formyltransferase activity. Gene Ontology annotation, biological process: 'de novo' IMP biosynthetic process. Gene Ontology annotation, cellular component: chloroplast; cytoplasm.
GCUUUGGUUGUCGAUGAUAAAAACUCAUCUGGUGCCGCUUCAAAACUAAAUAUUCUGUCCGUCCUUCAAUGGAAGCUCAGCGUCUGCUUUCUGGGUUUUGCUCAACAUCGCCGAUUCCAAAUGCCAAAACCCAAUUCUUCGCCAAAUUUCCCUCCCCUUCUUCUUCCACCACUUCUUUUGCUCAAUCCCAUAAAUGGGUCUUCUUCAAAGCUCGCCCUUUGUCUACCAAGUUAAUAAAGUGCACGAACACCACACACACAGAGACAGCUGAGGUGGUGGUUUCUUCGGAUUCAUACAGUCAAGAUUCGAUAAGUGGGAUUCCGCGGAAAAAGCUUGCGGUUUUUGUCUCCGGCGGUGGCUCCAAUUUCCGGUCAAUCCAUGAAGCGUGUCUUAACGGUUCGAUUCUCGGAGACGUCGUCGUUUUGGUCGCAAGUAAACAAGGUUGCGGAGGUGCUGACUAUGCAAGAGAUAUGAGCCUCCCGGUUAUUGUGUUCCCCAAAACUAAACUUGAGCCCGAUGGAAUAUCUCCGGCUGACCUUGUUGCUACCCUUAGGGGAUUGGAGGUUGACUUUGUCCUCCUGGCUGGUUACUUGAAACUUAUACCGGUAGAGUUGAUACGAGCGUAUCCCAGAUCCAUACUGAACAUCCAUCCGUCACUCCUACCAGCAUUUGGAGGCAAAGGUAAUUACGGUAUGAAGGUCCACAAAGCAGUCAUUGCUUCUGGGGCAAGAUACUCAGGCCCUACAAUACAUUUUGUUGACGAGCACUAUGAUACAGGACGUAUCCUUGCUCAAAGAGUUGUCCCUGUGCUUGCUAAGGACACUGCCGAGGAGCUGGCAGCAAGGGUUCUUAGGGAGGAGCACGCCUUAUAUGUGGAAGUAACAAAAGCGUUAUGUGAAGAACGGAUAAUUUGGAGGGAGGACGGUGUUCCUAUCAUCCGAAGCAAAGAAAAUCCCGCUGAAUACAGCUAGAGGAACCAAAGGUUUUCAGUUUUGAAGAGGCUUUGUCCAGUUUAUAUACACUACUACCUGUUACUUGGAUGCAUUGCAUUUCAUAUGCUCACAAAGAAAAAAAAAAAAAAAAAAAAAGGAGAGAGAGAGAGAGAGAGAGAGAGAGAGAGAAUGGUAGCAGAAAAAAAGGUGCCAAACUUAGACUGGCAUGAUUUCUAUUCAUUGUGUACGAGUAAAUAUAGUCAGCGCUUGAUUCCUGUUAAACUGCAGGCCAUCAUUUUGUAGAAUGGCGCGACGUGUAUCGUAUGUUUCUUUUUAUUAUCUAGAUGGUUUGAGUGUAUCGUACAAUGGGAUGUUAAUUUAAAAGAAGAAGAAAAAAGAACAUAUCAGAGAGUUAAGUGGCAAACUCUCAAAGUUGGACGUACCACAUUUCAGAA